GGGAAGCACGCUUAAACACGUAGUAAGAAAAGCGUUAUUGGAUAUUGUCUGUGUAGGUUUUUGAACCCGUGCAACGAUUUUUAGAGCAGUUAUUUAUCGCUCUAAUUACAGCUGUUCCUCAGAAGCUAUCACCGUGCUUGUUCCUCGGAAAUCGCAGGUUUGGCUUCCUCAAAAACGGCAAUAGGUGACCUUAAGUCGAGAAUUAGUCUCGUUUUUGUGUUUAACACGUUGUGUGAAUUGUACGCCACGGUAAAUUAGUCUAUAUCUUUUUUUUGUUCUUCCACUCGUACAUAUCCUAGAAAAAGUGUAGACAGGAAUUUAAUUAAGUUUAUCAAGGAAUUUUCUUUAUCCGCCAUCCCAACAUAUUCUAGUGUAGAUACAUCAAUAACCAGUGUAAUGAAAUUGAGAAAUAAAUUAUGUCAAUGAUCAUAAAAAUGUUCAAAAGUAUCUCAGAAGAGAGAAUCGGUAAUUAUACAAAGGACGUUUUAUUGUAACAUUAUAAUUACAUGUACAUUCACUUCUUACAGUCAUCCAUUCCAUAACUGUCCAGAGAAGUUGGCAGCUGAGAGACUUUCUUUUGCAAGGUUGUGUCAGACGUUCGCGGUACGCAUUUAAAGUCCGUCUACUUUAAGCUCUCGUGAUGGUUUCUUCAAAACGGGUAAAACUGCUUUAAUUUUUCAUACUGUCAAGAUCCUAAAUGUUUGCCUUACACGAGGCUAUGAAUCUGCAAUAUUGUGGCGUGUUGAACGGAAUGUAGAGACGAUAUGUCGCCUGACUCAAGGUCGCCCACUCGUGAGCUCGAACUUCACCUUGGUUCUGCGCGCAUGCGUGAACGCCCACAUACCCCGUUUAAAUUUGCAUAAAGAGAGGAGAAGGGGAGGGAUAGAUCACAUGUUGGGUGCUGUUAGCACACAACAGCAAAGUGUGUCAUACCAAAGGUGGUGAGUAGAAUUGCUUGUGCUUUUAACAUAACUGUUGUUGAAAAUGUAUGAGUUAAUUAGUAUGAGUUAAUUUCUUUCUGGAAACGCUAAUUUCUCACAUAUAAAUAGAACUUUGCGCUAAGUUUCUGAGGACAGACUGCUUCAGAGUUGUGGCAGAUGACGUAGACAUACCAUCUCGUCAAUAGACAGAAGAGCAGACCAGCGUCAGGUUGCUGGUAUCUUUCAAACAUGGAAAACAGCGAGGAUUGGGUUAGAUGGGCACAGAGUUUUGAAAUCUCGCAGGAGACUCUUCGUUUCCUCAGAGAGGAAGGAUUCACCUCCAUCAACUUACUUCGUCGUCUGACGCCAGAGGAGAUUGAAAAGUCUCUACAGUUGCCCAGACGUCUGCCACUCGCCCAGUGUCUUGCACUGAAAGAAGCUGUUACAAAGCUGGUAGAGGAUAUUGUUCCGAUGAAAUUAAUCCAGAAAGUUUCUGAGAAAUCUCAUGAAACUAUUACCCAUCCUCUUGCACAGAAUACACAGAUGACGUGUACCAUGCAAGAGUAUUGCGCCAGAAAUCAAACAGGAGGUGUCAGGCGUCUACAAGAAAAGGUGUCAACAAACCAAUUCACGACCCAGGGUACACAAAUAGAACAGACAGAGCAAACUCCUGCUAUAUCAGCACUAAACAAUGAGGAGGCCACAUCAGAGAGGGAAUUCAACUGGUGCCCUCGAGAAACGCAUCCCAGUGAAGCAAAUGCCACCCAAUGUCAGCAAACACUACAGAAAGAUGACCAAGACACAUCGCUGACAGCGGAAGGUGUCGGGUCAGAACCGACUGCCAAAGGCGAGACGUUUCGCUUCCUACUGGUGGGAAAAACUGGAUCAGGUAAAAGUACAACAGGUAACACAAUUCUCGGUGGCGACUAUUUUACCAGCGACCUCAGGUUUGAUUCUGUCACAGGAGCAUGUCAACUGAAGCGAAGCUCUCGUAAUGGAGUGACUACUGAGAUCAUGGACUCUCCUGGCCUGUUUGACACCCGUAGCAAGCACGAAGAGAUCUCUACGGCCAUUGUCCAGGCUGUUGCCUGCAUGCAUCCGGGUCCUCACGCAUUUCUGUACACCAUCAAGGUCGGUCGCUUCACUAAAGAGGAUGAAGAUGCAUACAACCGAUUGAUAGCAUUGUUUGACCGGAAGUUGGAGAACUACACCAUAGUUAUCUUCACUGGAGGUGAUGAACUUGAGCGUUCAGGAAUGUCCAUGAAGCAAAUGUUUAUGAAGUCACCCGAAUAUUUGACAACGCUCAUCAAAGCCUGCAAGAACAGGUAUGUCAUAUUUAAUAACAUGACCGCCGACAAGCAGCCUCAGGUAGACCUCCUACUGCAGAAAGUUCGAGAAAUGAUUGCUGCAAAUGGCGGUGUACUUUACACAUGUCCGAGGUACAUCAAGAUUGGAGAAGGAAUGGAACAGGAAGUGACCCGAAGAUUGGAAGAAGUUGAAAAACAACAUCUCAAGAGGAGGGAUUUUAUCCAGGAACUUGAAGUCAAGGCAAAACAAGCUAAAGAUGCCCUGGCAAGAGAGAGGGAAGAACUGCAAAGGAAGGAGCAAGCCCUACAGCAAGCGCUGACGGAAAACGAUGAGAGAAGGAAGAAGGAGCUUAAGAACAUGAAUCAGCGUCUGGAAAAGAAGCAGAUAACUGAGGACGAAAAGCAACACCAGACAACAACCUUCUUGAAGAAAAAUGAGGAAGAACGACAGCAACAGACCAGAAAAAUGGAAGAAAUCAGAAAACAGAAGCAAACAGUUCUCCAAAAGCGCGAGAAAGAAAUCCAAGAAGCAGCCGCAAAGAUGAAAGAGGAACAGAGGAAACUGCAGGAAGAAAGAAGGCAAUUCUACGAAAAAGAGAUGUGGACACUGAGGGGCGCUAUUGCUGACAAGAAGGAAACAACUCUCUUGAACAAACUGAAACUGGGCGCAAAGCAAGCCAUAAAUUCCGUAAUUGAUGGAAUCGCUUCACUUAUUCCAUCCCAUCGACGUUGACAGAUGGGAUGUUUGUCUCUCUUCUCAAAGAUAGUAUUCAUUAUUCCUUACCACUUAAUAUAAAAUUUGUCACCAGCUUUAUAGAUGAGGCAUAAACUACAAAAGAACACUCUAGUGAAAGCAAUAUAACAUUAUAAUAAUGUAUCAUGAAUUUUAAGUUGCUAGUCUCAGAUAAACGUUCUAUGGCAAAUAUUGGCGAGCAAUAAGUUUAGACACAUAAAAAGAAUAUAUAUAUCAUUUAUUUCCAUCUUGCAUGCCUAUUUUCCCCAUAUUUUACUCUGUAGUAUUCGUUCACAUUUUACUCAGCGCAAGAUGUUUAUUAGUGAAAACUUAGAUUACAAUUUUCAUUGCUCUUUUUGAAAGGGUCCCCAACAUAGAUGAUGCCAUGUAAAGAAAAUGUGCUUACCAAUGUCAAUAAUUUUCUCAACACUUUGCGUAGUUUGCUUUCACCUGAAUAUGUUGUAGAAUCGCAUUGCAAUUUAUUGUGGUAUGUUGUCAACACAUUUUAGUUUAGUUGUGUGAAGCAGGUUCCCCGAGAUCCUAGUGAUGGACAUAGAAACUGUUUCUUUUCUUGUAUGUAUAUUGUUUACAGAGAUAAUAUUUUACAUACUAUUUAGCUGUAUACAUAAACGUGUAAUCGAACUAUUGUAAUACAAAAGCUGACACUGUUAAGAAAGGAAAUUGUUGAGCCUCCGCCCUUCCAAAGGUCCCUCUACAAAUGUAUAUGUAUCAAGGAAUGUUCAGUAAUUAAAUGUACAAAAUUAUG
Messenger RNA from Pomacea canaliculata, 3726 nucleotides. RefSeq names its product immune-associated nucleotide-binding protein 9-like. Gene Ontology annotation, molecular function: GTP binding. The coding region runs from base 1170 to 2960 and encodes 596 amino acids. The transcript has 5 exons. The record is from RefSeq and is a predicted model, not a curated record. NCBI's taxonomy places the organism in Eukaryota, Metazoa, Mollusca, Gastropoda, Architaenioglossa, Ampullariidae.